Molecule: messenger RNA, 1131 nt
Organism: Thunnus maccoyii (southern bluefin tuna)
Lineage: Eukaryota; Metazoa; Chordata; Actinopteri; Scombriformes; Scombridae
Gene: areg
Product: amphiregulin
Exons: 6
Coding region: 88-795 (235 amino acids)
Biological process (GO): positive regulation of mitotic nuclear division; epidermal growth factor receptor signaling pathway; positive regulation of cell population proliferation
Source: RefSeq, a predicted model, not a curated record
GCAGGGGACAUACUCUGACACACACACACACACGCAGACACUCAGAUCAGAGCUUGACUGUCAUACACACAACACUCUUCCUGGGAUAUGAACCCGCUCAUCCUCACCUGUCUCCUAUGCCUCGUAGUCUGCUGUGUUCUUGGUGCUCAGGGAUCUGAGGCCACGUUCUCUAGUGAACUAAACGGAGUGACUGGGGGUCCGGCCUCUGGCGAGGGCCUCCAGAGUUCGCUGAGCGACGAUGACGAGCUGGAAACAUAUGAAGAGCUUUCAGGAGGAGCUAACGAACAUGUCAGCGUUCAUGACUUUCAUCCCGGUAAAGAUGAGAAAAAGAAGAGGAAAAGCAAAGGCAAAAAGAAGAACAGGCAAAAGAACAAAAGCACGACUGUUUUCAACCCCGAACACACAUUCUUCACCAGCGGCUACACGUCGACUUUCAGCACCACAGAGGAUCCCUGCACCUCCACCCACCUGGGCUACUGUAUUCAUGGCUACUGCAAGCACAUAGAGGGUCUACAGGAGCCAGUGUGUAUCUGCAUGAAGGGUUACGACGGGGAGCGCUGUGGGAUCCAAACUCUAGGGACCGGUAAAACCAAGCCAGAUCAGAGCAACAAUACUGAACUGGUGCAGAUGGUCUUAGUGAUCAUUGCUGUGGUCCUGUCAGUCAUCAGCUGCAUCGCCAUACUGCUCAUGACCUGUGCUCAUUACAGGUCACAUAAAAACUUCCUGGCAUCCUACUUGGGAACCGGGGCAGAGCAGGAAAAGCUCCAGAAACCCAUUGGUGACCUCGUGGUGUGAAGGUGUCGGUGUGACUUCUGGCAAGCCAGCUGCUCCAUCCAAAGACGAAGCAAACGAGAAGAAGCCUUAGGACAUGAGAAGGCAACGGAGUGAAUAGACUGCUUUAUUACAAUAGAUGCUGUGUAAAAACUACUACUCAGAACUUGUUAGAAUGUAAUUUAUUUAGUGUGAUUAUUUAUUGCUAAAGACUGUAUGAGUGUUUGUAUGUUGGAUUAUUAUGAGGUUUAUGUGAGCGAAUGCUGAGCAUUCAGUCUUUUGUCUGUUCUGUAGGUUCUGUUUUAUUUAUUGCACUGCUGUUGUUAUAGGUCAGAGAAAUGCUCUUCAUCUCACUCUGGA